GUGUGACCUACUAACCCGUCCUCCACACACGUGUGUCUUUUUAGGUCAAGGUUACUGGGAUUGCACUUCAAGCUCGCCAUCUUACAACUUGCUAGGCUACUUAUUGUAAAGCAUCAUGAGUCUGUCCAAAGUUCUCCCUGAAGACUAUGGUCUGGUGGUCAUGACAGGGGCAGGAAGCAUCUUUGUUAAUAUGUGGCACGCUAUGAAUGUGGCAAAUGCCCGUAAGAAGUUUGAGGUUCCCUAUCCUCUAACAUACAGUUCUGUCAACAAUGGAGAGAACCAGUUCAACUGCAUCCAAAGGUCUCACCAAAACUUUCUUGAAAAUUAUCCUCCAUUUUUAAUGCUCCUUUUCCUUGGUGGACUGCAGUAUCCAAAAAUCAGUGCUGGCAUGGGUACCGUGUACUUGGUGGGUCGUAUAGUGUAUGCACUUGGUUAUAAUACUGGAGAUCCCGACAAGCGCAAACGUGGUGGAUUCCUCCACAUUGCAGAGAUGGUCAUGCUUGGUAGCACAAUUAUGCUGGGGUAUAACUUAAUCAAAGACCAUGGGAUGUUUUGGAAACGUUAGUUAUGUAAGUAACCACU
This is a messenger RNA of Lingula anatina, 582 nucleotides long. Its product is annotated as glutathione S-transferase 3, mitochondrial. The record is from RefSeq and is a predicted model, not a curated record. Gene Ontology annotation, cellular component: membrane; endoplasmic reticulum; nuclear envelope. Gene Ontology annotation, molecular function: glutathione peroxidase activity; glutathione transferase activity. NCBI's taxonomy places the organism in Eukaryota, Metazoa, Brachiopoda, Lingulata, Lingulida, Lingulidae.